Molecule: messenger RNA, 6093 nt
Organism: Ochotona princeps (American pika)
Lineage: Eukaryota; Metazoa; Chordata; Mammalia; Lagomorpha; Ochotonidae
Gene: TRIM33
Product: tripartite motif containing 33
Exons: 20
Coding region: 82-3471 (1129 amino acids)
Molecular function (GO): protein binding; zinc ion binding
Source: RefSeq, a predicted model, not a curated record
CUGGGGCUGGGGGCGGCGGCGGCGGCGGCGACGCGGGCGGCGGGCGGCGCGGGGCGGUCCGGCGGGUUCAAAGAGGAAAACAUGGCGGAAAACAAAGGCGGCGGCGAGGCUGAGAGCGGUGGCGGGGGCAGCGGCAGCGCGCCGGUAACUGCCGGAGCCGCCGGGCCCGCGGCGCAGGAGGCGGAGCCGCCUCUCGCCUCGGUGCUGGUGGAGGAGGAGGAGGAGGAAGGCAGCGGCAGGGCCGGCGCGGAGGGCGGCGCGGCUGGGCCCGACGACGGGGGGGUGGCCGCGGCCUCCUCUGGCUCGGCUCCGGCUGCCUCGGCUCCUGCAGCCUCGGUCGUGGGCUCUGGAGCUCCCGGGGGGGCCGUGUCGACGCCGGCCCCGGCUCCAGCCUCAGCCCCUGCUCCGGGUCCCUCGGCGGGGCCGCCUCUCGGACCGCCAGCCUCGCUUCUGGACACCUGCGCCGUGUGUCAGCAGAGCCUGCAGAGCCGGCGUGAGGCGGAGCCCAAGCUGCUGCCCUGUCUUCACUCCUUCUGCCUGCGCUGCCUGCCGGAGCCGGAGCGCCAGCUCAGCGUGCCCAUCCCGGGGGGCAGCAACGGCGACAUCCAGCAAGUUGGUGUGAUACGGUGCCCAGUAUGCCGCCAAGAAUGCAGACAGAUAGACCUUGUGGAUAAUUACUUUGUGAAAGACACAUCUGAAGCUCCUAGCAGUUCUGAUGAGAAGUCAGAACAGGUAUGUACUAGUUGUGAAGACAAUGCAAGUGCUGUUGGCUUUUGUGUAGAAUGUGGAGAGUGGCUCUGUAAGACUUGUAUUGAAGCGCAUCAAAGAGUAAAGUUCACUAAAGAUCACUUGAUCAGGAAGAAAGAAGAUGUCUCAGAAUCUGUUGGAACAUCUGGUCAGCGCCCUGUUUUCUGCCCUGUACACAAACAAGAGCAGUUAAAACUUUUCUGUGAAACAUGUGACAGAUUGACAUGUAGAGACUGUCAGCUAUUGGAACACAAAGAACAUAGGUAUCAGUUUUUGGAAGAAGCUUUUCAAAAUCAGAAAGGCGCAAUUGAGAAUCUGCUGGCUAAGCUUCUUGAGAAGAAGAAUUAUGUUAAUUUUGCAGCUACUCAAGUGCAGAAUAGGAUAAAAGAAGUAAAUGAGACUAACAAACGAGUAGAACAGGAAAUUAAAGUGGCCAUUUUCACCCUUAUCAAUGAAAUUAAUAAGAAAGGAAAAUCUCUCUUACAGCAGCUAGAGAAUGUUACAAAAGAAAGACAGAUGAAGUUAUUACAGCAGCAGAAUGACAUCACAGGCUUAUCCCGGCAGGUGAAGCAUGUUAUGAACUUUACAAAUUGGGCAAUUGCUAGUGGCAGCAGCACAGCACUACUAUACAGCAAGAGACUGAUUACUUUCCAGUUGCGUCAUAUUUUGAAAGCGCGAUGUGAUCCUGUCCCUGCUGCUAAUGGAGCGAUACGUUUCCAUUGUGAUCCUACCUUCUGGGCAAAGAAUGUAGUUAAUUUAGGUAAUCUUGUAAUAGAAAGUAAGCCAGCUCCUGGUUAUACUCCUAAUGUUGUAGUUGGGCAAGUACCUCCAGGGACGAACCACAUUAGUAAAACCCCUGGACAGAUUAACUUAGCACAGCUUCGACUCCAGCACAUGCAACAACAAGUAUAUGCACAGAAACAUCAGCAAUUGCAACAAAUGAGGAUGCAGCAACCACCAGCACCUGUACCUACUACAACAACAACAACACAACAGCAUCCUCGACAAGCAGCCCCUCAGAUGUUACAACAGCAGCCUCCAAGACUGAUCAGUGUGCAAACAAUGCAAAGAAGCAACAUGAACUGUGGAGCUUUUCAGGCCCAUCAAAUGAGACUGGCUCAGAAUGCUGCCAGAAUUCCAGGAAUCCCCAGGCACAGCGGCCCUCAGUAUUCCAUGAUGCAACCACACCUCCAAAGACAACAUUCAAACCCAGGACAUGCUGGACCCUUUCCUGUCGUAUCGGUACACAACACCACAAUCAACCCUACAAGCCCUACUACAGCAACUAUGGCCAAUGCAAACCGAGGUCCUACCAGUCCAUCUGUUACAGCAAUAGAGUUAAUCCCCUCAGUUACUAAUCCAGAAAACCUUCCAUCGCUGCCAGAUAUUCCACCCAUACAGUUGGAAGAUGCUGGCUCAAGUAGUUUAGAUAAUCUACUAAGUAGAUACAUCUCAGGCAGCCAUCUACCCCCACAGCCUACAAGCACCAUGAAUCCUUCCCCAGGACCCUCUGCUCUAUCUCCAGGAUCAUCAGGUUUAUCCAAUUCUCACACACCUGUGAGACCUCCUAGUACCUCUAGUACUGGCAGUAGAGGCAGCUGUGGUUCAUCAGGAAGAACUGCUGAGAAGACAAGUCUUAGUUUCAAAUCUGAUCAAGUUAAGGUCAAGCAAGAACCUGGGACUGAAGAUGAAAUAUGUAGCUUUUCGGGAACUGUAAAACAAGAGAAGACAGAGGAUGGCAGGAGGAGUGCCUGCAUGCUGAGCAGCCCUGAGAGUAGUUUGACACCACCUCUUUCAACCAACCUGCAUCUAGAGAGUGAGUUGGAUGCAUUAACAAGCCUGGAAAAUCAUGUGAAAACUGAACCUACAGAUAUGAAUGAAAGCUGCAAACAGUCAGGGCUCAGCAGCCUUGUUAAUGGGAAGUCCCCUGUCAGAAGCCUUAUCCAUAGGUCAGCAAGGAUUGGAGGAGAUGGCAAUAGCAAAGACGAUGACCCAAAUGAAGAUUGGUGUGCUGUCUGCCAAAAUGGAGGGGAUCUUUUAUGCUGUGAAAAAUGUCCAAAGGUCUUUCAUCUGACUUGUCAUGUUCCAACACUUCUGAGCUUCCCAAGUGGGGACUGGAUAUGUACAUUUUGCAGAGAUAUUGGGAAGCCAGAAGUCGAGUAUGAUUGUGAUAAUUUGCAGCAUAGUAAGAAGGGGAAAACUGCCCAGGGUUUAAGCCCUGUGGACCAAAGGAAAUGUGAACGUCUUCUGCUUUACCUCUACUGCCAUGAAUUAAGUAUUGAGUUUCAGGAGCCUGUUCCUGUUUCGAUACCCAAUUACUAUAAAAUUAUAAAGAAACCAAUGGACUUAUCCACAGUGAAAAAGAAGCUUCAGAAAAAACAUUCCCAACACUACCAAAUCCCAGAUGACUUUGUGGCUGAUGUCCGAUUGAUCUUCAAGAACUGUGAAAGGUUUAAUGAAAUGAUGAAAGUUGUUCAAGUUUAUGCAGACACACAAGAGAUUAAUUUGAAGGCUGAUUCAGAAGUAGCUCAGGCAGGUAAAGCAGUUGCAUUGUACUUUGAAGAUAAACUGACAGAGAUCUACUCAGACAGGACCUUCGCACCUUUGCCAGAGUUUGAGCAGGAAGAGGAUGAUGGUGAGGUAACUGAGGACUCUGAUGAAGACUUUAUACAGCCCCGCAGAAAACGCCUAAAGUCAGAUGAAAGGCCAGUACACAUAAAGUAAAAUGACGUGGACUUGAAUCAAUUGCUUAAAAAAAAGAAAGAAACCAGAAAACUUUACAUGUUGCUGGAAUAUCCUGCCUGUAGUGGGCCCCACCUUGAAGAAGCUGAUAGCUUUCACACAGUAUUAGAUUGAAAUGAUGGACAGAAAACAUUUCUUGUCAAGAAAGGGGGAGAGAACUUUAUUUGCAACUUUAAAAUAAAAGCAAAACUGAAACGAUACGAGGAUUUCUGUUACUAAUAAAGAUAAUUCUCUGGUGUGAGAAAUGACAGAUGUUAAUUAUGUGAUAUUGAUUGGUGCAGGAUACUGGAUGUACAAGUAAGUACUUGAGACUUCUGUUGUUUGAUAAAUUGUGUCUUGGGACUAGAGUGCACACUUAACUAAAACAGCUUUUAUGCCCUGCCCCUGCCCUUUACACACAUGAAUACUGGGUUGUUUUCUAAGUAAAAGUCAUAAGUAGUUCAGAUCCCACCUUAAUCUCAGUGCAGAUGUGCACUAAAUCAUACCGUUAUAUUUUUUUUCCUCACUUUGAUACUGUUUGGCCUUAGUUUUUUUAAUUGACUUUAAAAACUCAACAGUACCUUGUGUAUAAGAAACAUGACCAUUGAGCAUCGUUUAAUCAAAUUCAAUGGUCUAGUAAAAUUAAAAUGAUAAUUUUUUGUAGUGGUUCAUAUAGAAUUAUAAUAGUUUUCAGACAACGCUUUCACAAAAUUGCACUUCCCAAUCAGGUCAUCUGAUCAUACAGUUAUUCCCAUGAAAAGGCAGAAUGUUUGUUUCAAAAAUAAUCUGGUUUUCUGUACAUUUAAAUUUGAUUGAGAAGGUGACAGCUGGCUCUUACCCAGUUGUCUUGUCUUCCUUCAUAUCAGUUUUCUGAUAGACCACUAUUGGCAAACAGUAAUCUGUCAACUACCAAAUGUGUAAAAUUUUCUGUAUCUCACUUUGUCUUAUUUGUAAAUAGGGAACUAAAACUUCUGGCAGAUCAGCAACAUUUGCUGAGCCUGUUUUUUAAGCUAAUGUGUAUUCUUACUAAUGUUCCUAUCAAGAAUGGAUUUGUAAUAUAUGCUGUCUAUUUCUAAUGUUCACAUUCAUAUUUUGAGGUUCUAUCUUAUUUUAAUAGAGAACAGACUUCUCAAAAAAUCUUCAGAAGCAGCUUAUUAUUGAAAUAUCAAAAUAUUAAGAUAAACCCGGUGGGGUUAGAUUACUCAUCUGUCCACCAAGUGGGACAUUUGCAUGGACUGGGGCUUAAAGGACUUAGAAGAGGCCUGCAAGUGAAUUCUGAAAAUGAGCCAAUCCCCACUUGAAUGGUUACUGGAGUAAACCCACCUUUACUACCCUGGCUACAGCACCUGAGGCAGAUAAACCAACUUGGCUCUGGUUCAUUUUCUUCUCUUCGUUUAUAUGUUCAAAUUCAAAAUGUGUGCUCUAGACUGUGUACAGGCAUUUUUGUUGUUGCUGGAAAAAAACAAAAUGUUAGUCCUACUUUUGUAUGGACACAUUAGAAUAUAAAGUGACCAAAAUAGAAUUUGCCAUUAUUUUUCAGAUGUCAGCAGAUUUGUGGCAAAUUAAUUUGCCUUUUUAAAAAAAGUCAGCUUGGGCAAUUCAGACAGUAGACUACUCAGAAAAUUAUGUGACCUAAUUGUCUAAAAGGUAAAUAUUUUUAGUGCAUAUUGGAUCAAAUAAAGUACUCUAAAGAAUUAUUACACAGAUUCUUUGGAUAGUUUUUCUUUUGUUAGUAAAUGGUGUGAGUAAGCAGGAAUAUGACUCUAGGCCUUCUAAUGGUGUAUUUAAACAGCAUCAAUUUUGUUACUGCUCUCCACUUACUCUAUAUCUACUACCUUAGCUUCUGUUUAUUUUAUAAGUUAAACCUAAAAUCAAUAUACCAAACUGUUUUUAUUACUUUACUCAAAUAUUAAAUCUUCAAGAAGAGUUUUUUAUAAGAGGAAGGCAUCACUUAAAGAUUAUUUUAUUGAUACCUACUUUCCACAGUGUCUAAAAUUUUAAUUUGUAAGUAGACACAUAUGUAAGGCCACAUUUUUUAAAGCAUGGAGUACUUUCUGUCAUGGCUUUGAGCUCUAGUAUUGUGUUACUCUGCAAAUGAAUCCUUUUUAAAAACUCUUUAUAAGUCAUAAGUAGAUUCUUCCAACUUGGAGGAGAAACACAGUCAAGUAAAUAAAUAUUUGAGGCCUUACCAGAUAAUGUGUUCCCUUAACAACUUUGUUAGGUGGAGUUCUUGGGUUUUGUUUCUUUUAAGUUAUGCUGGUUAAAUUAAUUUAAAAAUUAUUUUAUUGUCAGCAUUUACUUGGCUCCAUUUCUGAAACAAGGUAUUUUACACUGCUGAGGAAUUUUAAGUGAAGGGGUUUAUUUUUGUUAAAGAUUUUUUUUUCUUGCACACUGAUCAUUGUGUUUUUUAAGCUAUUUAUUUGGCUGUAACAUAACUGAUUACAACUAUAAAAAUUAAAUUGAUACUUAAAUAUGUGUUUUCCUAUUAAUUGAUGUUUUAAGAAAACAAAUGUUGAAUGUCUGUCAAUCUCUGAAGGCAGUUUGUUUUAAAAUUCUCUCAUUUUCUUGAAUGUGUUGUUGUUCACUAGGUGAAGGAACUGCUUUGCAGAGUAAAAGUUCAUGCUA